Molecule: messenger RNA, 1531 nt
Organism: Ascoidea rubescens DSM 1968
Lineage: Eukaryota; Fungi; Ascomycota; Saccharomycetes; Ascoideales; Ascoideaceae
Gene: YPQ2
Product: Ypq2p
Exons: 1
Coding region: 181-1215 (344 amino acids)
Source: RefSeq, a predicted model, not a curated record
GCGGGAGAAGGCGAUAGCCAUAAACCCCAGCUCAGCUCAGCAGAAGAACAGAACAGAACAGAACAGAUCAGAUCAGAUCAGUAUAAAAAGAAAUGGCCUGCCUUUCUUUCUUUUUCCCAAGAGCAUUUAAUGCUCUCUGUUCCAAAGCUCUACAAGUACCUUUGUUAUUGCUUUUCUUAAAUGUUAAACCUCCUCCUCAGAUCUGCUGUUCAUACCUCAACCGAGGAUUGUUCCAGUGUGGGCAGAAUCUCUUACUCAUUUAGUGUCUUGUCCUUGACUUUUUGGUUGAUUGCACAAUUACCACAGCAGAUUAAAAAUUACAAGUUGAAAAGCGUUGAUGCCAUUUCGCCCUUCUUUCUUCUCAACUGGUUUUUAGGCGAUUUCUUUAAUUUCCUAGGCUGCAUUCUAACUGAUCAGCUACCCUUCCAGCUCUACAUCAGUAUUUACUACUUGUGCAACGACGUUAUAUUACUUUCCCAGUUCUUUUACUAUGGUUAUUACUUGGUUAAAAAGAAAAAUAACAAAGCUGAAACUCGUUGUGAUUUUAUCUCAAACCAUAAUCAGCCUCUUGUUCUAACCGAUGCUAAUCAAGAUAACAACCAGGAUGAUAUUCAACAAAUGAAAAACGAACUCAACCUUAACAAGAAAUCCAUUCCAAUAUAUUCCAACAACAGCUGUUCUUACUUGACUACAACAACUAUCUUAGCGUCCAGUUUGGCUUCAACCAUUCCAUCGUCUUCUGCCUUGCCUAUCAACAAGCACUCCAUCAGUUCUAUCAAUGAUAUGGUUGAUAUAGAGACGGUAUGCAAUAUUGGAAUAAUCAUUUCAUGGCUCUGUACUGCAUCUUAUAUUACAUCAAGAAUGCCUCAAUUAUACAAAAACUAUCAAAGAAAAUCAACCAACGGUUUGUCUCCUUUAUUAUUUGGGUCUGCUCUUAUGGGUAAUCUCACUUAUACUCUUUCGAUUUUAACUUCCUGCACUUUUCUAAGUAACCCAAACAACCAAAGAUGGGAUUUUUUCAAAAACGAAUUGCCCUUCAUACUAGGAAGUGGUGGAACUAUUAUUUUUGAUAUUAUCUUCUUUUAUCAAACCUGGUACUAUAACAAUAGCAAAAAGUUCAAAAACAACAAUAGCGGUCAAAAUAAACUUUACGAUUAUGAAUCUGUUAAUGAAACGACCCCGUUAAACACUCACCAGUCAGCUUCAUUAUUAUAAAUCAAACCACAAUCCAGACCACUAUUUAGUCCUAAAUCAUAAACUACAAACAAACUAAUUCAUUUAUCCACCCUCGCAUAUACUUUUCAUAUACUUGCCAUAUAUUUUUUUUAUACUUUCUAUUUUUUAUUUUCUAUUUUCAUUGUCACUUUGUAUUACUUUAUUGUGCUUUUUAUUAUUUCUUUUUUCUUCUAUUUUUCUGUUCCCAUUUCUGUUCUUUUUGUCUUUUUCAUCUCUUAUUUUUGUAUUGUAUCUUGGUUCUUUUGGGUAGUCUUUUCAAUCUAAUUUAAUGUUUGUUUUUUAUCUUCAUUUACAC